Molecule: messenger RNA, 825 nt
Organism: Aspergillus melleus
Lineage: Eukaryota; Fungi; Ascomycota; Eurotiomycetes; Eurotiales; Aspergillaceae
Exons: 1
Coding region: 1-825 (274 amino acids)
Source: RefSeq, a predicted model, not a curated record
AUGAACUCCUACUACUCCAACUCUCUACCAUCGCCACCACCACACUGUUAUCCUCCAAACUAUAACUAUCCUCACCCUCCCGGUCCUCCAAAUUACAACUACAACUACCCGCCAGGACCACCUCAGAACUACAUCUAUCCCCCACCUACACAACAGCCUCAAAACUCCCACUACAACAACCACAACAACAACAUCCACUACUCACACACUCCUCCACCACCAUCACCCCAACCCUACCAACAAACCACACCCCCCUCAACCCUAUCCAUCACCUCCUCACCACACGACUCCUCCCUAACCAUCCUCACCCCAGACACAAACCCCCACUCCCAACCCCAAUACACAGCAAAAAUCAACAAAUACAGCAAACCCCACAUCACCCUCUUCCGCGGCUCCUCCCACCCAAAUCAACAACCCCCCCUCGGCACCGCCAUAAUGCACAGCUUCUCCUCCACAACCGACUGCACGCUCACCAGCACCCCCUUCCCCGUCAAAUACUCCUCCCUAUCCGGCAACUUCACCCUCACGCACCCGAUCCUCGGAACCUGCAAAUGGAAAGCGAACCAACUCACGGGCACAUCUCUCGAGCUGCUCGAGGACUCCGGAUCCGGUCGCAAGCUGGCGAAGAUCAAAGUGAUAAGUGGGUUGUCGGCGUUGAGCGGGUCCAAGAAGGCGAAGGCGAAGGGGAAGAGGUUGGAGAUUUUCGUGCCGUUGCCGGAGCCGGUUAUGGAUGUUGUUGUGUUGUCGGCGUUGGUGGUUAUGGUGGGGACGAGGGGGAUGAUGGAGGCGGGCGUGGAGGUUGCGGGGGCUGUGGCGGGGAUUUAG